This is a messenger RNA of Exaiptasia diaphana, 1383 nucleotides long. RefSeq lists its product as uncharacterized. The transcript has 7 exons. Bases 39 to 857 code for a protein of 272 amino acids. Gene Ontology annotation, cellular component: trans-Golgi network. NCBI's taxonomy places the organism in Eukaryota, Metazoa, Cnidaria, Anthozoa, Actiniaria, Aiptasiidae. The record is from RefSeq and is a predicted model, not a curated record.
UUUAAAAAUCAUAAUUCUGGGUUACCUGUGUGUUCAGCAUGGCGGCUCGUCCUGUUCUCGUAGUUCUUGUGGUUUGUCUAAGUAUGGUUUACGCCAAGCAGUGUAAAAAAUUGGACAAUUGUCGAUGUGAGAUGGAUGAUGGUAGUGGAAUCAUUGAUUUGAAUGGUAUUAAUAACAAGGACGGCACUCCAAGGUUUACAGGCAUUAGAGACGCAGGCGGGUCAUCAGCCUCUCAGUACACGUACAGCUAUAACCCUUGUACACCUCUURCUAAAGGACCAGAUGAUGUAUGCAAAGAUGCAAAUAUGUGCCAAAUAGAUGCAGUAUCUGGAGCACAAGUAACCUACUAUCCGUGCAACACAGGGGGCCCGUCGUUUACUGUCGAUAGCAACAACAAUGUUGUUCUGAAAUACCCAGAAACAACCUACUCAUAUUACACAAGGUCAACUGAAAUAACGUUGAUAUGUGAGUCCAGUAAUGUGAAAGGAACAAUGAGCUCUGUUAAUCAAUAUGUGCCUCCUGACACAACAUCCACCAGUAUAUAUCAAUCAAAACUUCGAGCAAAGAGUGCAUGCCCAUCAACAUCGUCGUCGUCAUCAUCUGGUGGUCUCAGCACUGGUAGUAUUCUAUUAAUCAUAUUCUUUCCUUUGUUGCUGCUGUAUGUCGUCAUAGGCAUCAUUAUCAACGUUAAAGUCAGAAACAAGCAAUCUGUACCUGAAGCUUGUCCUAAUUAUGAAUUCUGGGUAGGCUUUCCUUCUCUGGUCAAGGACGGGUGUAUAUUUUCAUUUGGCAAGCUCAAAAUCUGUUGUUGUUUCAUGUAUGCGAAAGCAAGAGGAGAAUCAUAUGCUGAAAUAUGAACAUCGAUGAUUAAGAACCAGAAAACCUUGACUCAACCCGAUACACACCACAAGGAUGGAUCCAGCGGUUUGCGAGGAUGCAUUGUAUUCUUUCUUGUCUUUCAUGUUGCAGUCAUUCCAGUAUAAUUGCCCUAAACGUCUUUCGAGAGAAAAUCCUCUCUUCGCUUCUAUUGUAUAUACAUAUAUAGCUGCCAGAUACUUCGAAAAUCCUUACGUCGGUGCCAUGCUGGAACUAUUUGAUAUUCAAGUGGUUAAUUUGCUUCAAUGCAAAAAUAAUCAAAACCUAAUUCGACCCUAAUCCAACCCGAAUUCGUUCGAACCUGACCUGACUCAAAUCUACCAUAACCCGACACCCUAAGUGGGACCUUAUCAGACAAAGCCAUACAAUUACGUAGCAUCAUAAUUUCACCCAAAAAGUUAUUUUAAAUAGAGCCUUUUGCGUGGAUAAUUUAUCAAUCGUGUCUUUCAACCUUCCUGCACAGUAAGCUCAACUACGCGAAUUAAUAAAAGUGAUGAAAACUUCAAA